UGUAAACAAACAUCAUCGAUUGGUAUUUAAGGUGUGGACAUGUACGCAUGAUUUUAUAACAGUUAGAACAGGCGAUGUGUGUAUGAUUGAUCCUGUGGUUAUAUCGUACUGUUAUUGUACCUGUAUAUUAAGUGUGGUCAAUUAACACAGAGAAAGGAAAAACUCUAGACAUGGGUUUAAGAAGUUUAUCAAGACUAACAUACCAGGUUUGCCUGAAAAAGAUACCUCCUUCACUGGCAGUUACAGUACAGACAAAUUUCUGCCCCAAAUGUGGAAUUUUUACACCACCUGUUAAAAGGGCAAAGGCAUUAUACGACCCAGAAAAUAAAGGAGAAAGGCAGGAUGGAGUUAAUUUUGAUACAAUAGGAUCUUGGAAUAAUCGUCUGAACCUUCCUCUCAAUGAGAAACAGAGUGCUCGACGGGGUGAACCUAUACCACAGAUCUCAAUCGAUGAUAUAGGUUAUGCCACAGUGAUUGGUCGAAGGACAGAGAAUCAGGACCGCUUCAAAGUUUCUGAGCUGACACCAGAUAUUUUAUACUUUGCUAUUUUUGAUGGCCAUGGGACUGCUGAGGCAGCUGACUUUGUCCACAGCAGACUUGAAGAUCAUAUCAAGUACUGGUUACAACGCACAAAAGACCUUCAAAUGGUCUUGAAGAGGUCAUUUGUUGAUGUCGAUAACAUGUUCAACAGGUUUACUUAUUCAAAACAGAAACAAAAAGACUGGAUUAAAGCUGAACCCAGUAACUCAGAAGAGGUAACACUAGCAUACACUGGAACCACAGCUACAGUAUGCCUGCUACGUAAUGGAGUUGAACUUGUCAUAGGACAUGUUGGAGAUACAUGCGCCAUCUUGUGUCGGCAGAGUAAAGCUAUCAGGCUGACUGCUGAUCAUGAACCAGAGAUGGCAAGCGAGAGAGAGAGGAUUGAAAGCAGUGGUGGGUCUGUUAUUUGGGACAGUCUUGGUCGGCCACUGGUCAAUGGGAUACUAGCCAUGUCCAGGAGCAUUGGGGACCAGGAUUUAAAGCCGUUUGGUGUUAGUGCUGUACCUGAUACACGGUCUGUUGGUGUGAGACACUCCAAGGACUCAUUUUUAGUGCUGAUAACAGAUGGCAUAUCAUUUGUAAUGAAUGACCAGGAGAUCACUGACACUAUCUCAAACUGUAAGAACCCCAUGGAAGGAGCCAAGGUUAUCACAGACCAGGCCCUACAGUUUGGUUCCCAAGACAACAGUACCUGUGUUGUGAUUCCAUUUGGUGCUUGGGGGAAGUUUGCUGGCAUGAAGGGCAACAUGCCUUUCAGUUUUAGCAGGAUUCCCAACAGAAGUCAUUAGAUAAUGUAAAAGAAUUUGAUAUUUAUACAAUAUGUCACAUAUUUCAUUUCACAAGGAGAACUGGAAUAUACUAUUCUGUCAAAUGAGGGGUGAGGGGUUGUUAUAAGUAUGGGAAAAGGGUGUAUGCUCAUACUACAAGGGUUAAUAUAAUGUUUAAAAUGCAUCCUAGGGAUGGGUAUAUGUAUUGGAGUAGAAUAUAUAUUAUGUGGAACAGCUUACAGAUCCUUCUGCUUUGCCUGCUCCUAUGGUCCCAAAGUAAGUCAGUGUUUAACGGUCCAAAGGUCGUUAGUCAUUUAUCAGAGCUGCAAAAGACAUUCUGCUCUGACAAACCAUUCCUUUUUCCCUUAUUUUGUUGGUAUAUUUCUGGUGACUUUCAUAAAAGAAACCUUUAAACUGAUAUAUCUUCUGAUUAUGCACCUCUUCUACUUAUUAUAUUUGACUUGAAAUGUGUGACCCCAAAAAUCUUAAAACAUUGGUCAUAAAGUGCUUAAUCACUGUAUUCAACUGCAUGGAGAGUAGCAGAUUUCGAUAUUAGAUCCAAUAUUAGAUUAUGAUGUUUUGAACAUUGAAUCACUGCUGUUACAGGUUUUAAAACGUGAAAAGUUUCUCUUAUAGUUCAUUGUUGCUGAUAUGGAAGAUUUUGUUCAUAGUUUUACAUUUUGCAUGUUAUUUUACAGCAUGAAAAAAAUCAGAUACUGAAUGUAUGUUGUGUAAUAUAUGAAUGUUUUAACUGCAACAGUUACAAAAUGUUUUAAAAUAAAGAAAUAGAAUUUUA
Molecule: messenger RNA, 2106 nt
Organism: Lingula anatina
Lineage: Eukaryota; Metazoa; Brachiopoda; Lingulata; Lingulida; Lingulidae
Product: protein phosphatase Mn(2+)-dependent 1K-like
Biological process (GO): protein dephosphorylation
Molecular function (GO): protein serine/threonine phosphatase activity; cation binding
Source: RefSeq, a predicted model, not a curated record